Eriocheir sinensis (Chinese mitten crab) is the source of this 3210-nucleotide messenger RNA. RefSeq lists its product as uncharacterized. The record is from RefSeq and is a predicted model, not a curated record. Bases 716 to 1117 code for a protein of 133 amino acids. Lineage: Eukaryota; Metazoa; Arthropoda; Malacostraca; Decapoda; Varunidae. The transcript has 3 exons.
AAAGAAAAAAAAAGAAAUAAAACAAAUCCCUCAUCAUAAAUAUUAAACGUGGUGACGAUAGGCACCCAAAUAACAUGUAAUUUCCGUCAUACACACAGCGGGCGACGAUUCCAAUCACCUUUCAAUCUUGGUAUCGCCCCUUCCCUUCUUUUCCACCCUUGGCUUCCCCCUCGAGGUCUUGGGAGCCUGGCGGAAGGGCGCGGGGAAGUGAUGGUAUCGGCUCACACUCCUCGGCUCCUCCUCGGUGUCCUGGGAGCGAGCGAAGCUGUAAACAAGGAGGAAAACCGGACACCAACCCUCGGCGCGGGGACAAUAAACACACUGGAGCGAGGAACUGAGUCACCCGUGUCCCUAACGCACCGAGAUAUAAACACGAUCCGUAUUUUCCUGGUUUAGUUUCUUUCCGACGCAUAAAAAUAUUGAGUGGCCAUAAAACUGAAUUCUAGGGUUAGUUUAAGUGGUCCGAGAGAGGGAGUGACCUAGUGACUGACACGGAGAGUAUAAAACCGCCGGGCGGAGCUGCGUCAGGAGGAGUUACAGGCUGGCGUCUGCGGGAGGACCAUCAAAAGCCGUGUUUUUCUUUAGUGUACUUCCCGACGGACAUAGAUCAUCAGCUACCAUAGAAAACAGUGCCCAGGGCAACUACCGGCGAGAGCAUAGCACCGCUUGAAGGAGCUGCGUCAGGAGGACUCGCUGGCUGGCGUCGGGCGGCGGCAUGGCGGGGCCCCAUCGCGUGCAGAGCGAGGACGUGUGGUACUGGCUGCAGGACGUGACGCACGACCUACUGCUGCCGCCGGAGAGCCACGGCUGGACCACCGGCGGUCUCAUGGUCUCCACCAUGAUCAUCUCCAUGUUGGUGUACGACGUGAUCUCGUUCCUCGUGGAGCUGGUGAGCUCCAGCAGCGGCGCCCAGGGCGGCUUGACCACCACCAUCAUGGGCGGGCGGCGGCGCGGGCGGGGAUCCAGGCGGCGGCUCGUCUCAGCCCCACACCUGCCCGAUCACAGGUCCGCUGAGGCGACCAGCAGAGUCCUGAAUGCCAUUGAGGAUGACAGGUACGGCACGCUGGAGGGCCGGCGGCUGCAGCGCCUGGAGGACAGCGGCGGCCCGAGGUUCUGAGGCGCCGCGGCCCAUGGGACAAACAGACACCUCGUGAACCAGUGCUCCUCAGACUGACAUCACAGCGACGAGUUACCUUCUAAUCCUCACCCCUACAGGCCCAUUCGCAGUCCUCAUGGCAUUACCGAGGGCUGCAGCAUUCCAUAAUCGGGUAGCUCGGCAUCUGUCUCGGCCGGGGCUGGAUCGCGACCCUUAAUCACCGAAGGAAACCAAAGGAAAGAACAACAGUCACUUCGAUGUGUGUGCUCCAUCGUGAUAUUCUGCUGUUACAUUACCUGCAGAUUCCCUUACUUUAGAUUUAUGAUGUUUUGACAAAUAGUGGAAGUAGAAAAAAAGGUAUUUAUAUUUAUUUAUUUAUUUAUAGUCACUCAGCAGUAUAGCGAAAGAUAUAGUUUUGGUUGAAUGGUCUAGCUCUGUAUGGUUUACUUUUUGAAUGGUGUGCGCGUUUGAAAGAGAUUAGUGAACACUCUCAUAAGAACAUAACAACAUAACAUAGGAGUCAGCAAGAGGUCGGUAGGCCUGUACAAGGCUGCUCCUGUGAACCUAAGCUCCCGUGUGUCUAACCCCACCUAAUAUCACUGUCCAUGAAUUUAUCUAAUCUAUUUUUGAAUGUGAAAUUGUAUCAGCACUCACCACAUGACCGCUCAGUCUGUUUCACUCAUCUACCACUCUGUCAGUAAAUCAAUUUUUGCCGAUGCCCCUGUCGAAUCUGAAUUUAUCCAAUUUAAACCCAUUACUACGUGUCCUACCCGGUUCUCUUACCAUCGGAACCAUAUUAAUAUCCCCCUUAAAGCCCUUCAUCCAUAUAUAAACAUCUAUCAAGUCACCUCGCACCCUUCGCCUUUCUAGAGAAUGCAAGUUUAAUUGUUUUAGUCUUUCCUCGUAUGGCAAGUAACCCUUGAAUCAUCUUAGCCAUUCUUCUCUGUACCGAUUCUAACAAUCUGAUAAUUACCUAUCCUUUCUAUAGUAAGGUGACCAGAACUGAACCGCAUAAUCAAGAUGAGGUCUAACUAAUGCUAAAUAUAGUUUGAGGAAGACUUCGGCGCUUCUAUUGUUUACGCUCCUUGAAAUGAAUCCCAGUACCCUGUUUGCUCGAUUUCUAUCUGGAGUGCACUGUGCCCUUGGACGGAGAUCAGAGCUCACUAACACAUAAUCAGCAGCGUCACUCCUACUGUUUCUCUCCCAUUCAUUCCUCUCUCCCUCUCCUGCUCUUCACUUUUCUUUUCCUCCGAUAUUUUCUUCCCUAAACUCCUCUUCUUUGUUCUCUCUCAUCCUUCCUUUGUUUAUUUUUUAAUUAUUUUGCUUUCUUAACUUCCUUCCGUAAAUUUUCUAUGAGUUUAUACUGUGUGUGUGUGUAUGUGUGUGUGUGUGUGUCCUCUCUCUUUCCUCCCCCCCACAGCCUCCAGGUUAAUAAUAGGCCUACCCUGUCUCUCCCUCCCAUCCUCCCUCUCUUCCUUCCUCCCUCUCUCCCUCCUCUCUCCCUCUCCUAUUUUGCCUCCAGGCCUCCUCCUUCUGCUUUCCUCUCCUUGUCCUGCUUGUAGGCUUAACUUUCUCUUUUCUGGCUAAAACCACACACACACACACACACACACACACACACACACUCACACAAACACUCCUCCUUUUUAAUAUAAUUUCUGUUGUUUUUGUUAUGUUUAUUCUUCUUGUUGUUAUGGUUGUUUAUUUGUUUUGUUGUUUUAUUGUUAUUUUUGUUAUCAUUCUAGUGUGUGUGUGUGUGUGUGUGUGUGUGUGUGUGUGUGUGUGUGUGUGUGUGUGUGUGUGUGUGUGUACCAUGUUCAUUAUAUUUUUCACACUGAAAUGUCAAAAAAAAAAAAAAAAAAAGGUAACCAACACAAUAAUGCACCGCGUCAACACACACCAAUGUUAUUUUCCAAGUAAUUUCUAAGUAUUAUAUUUAUCACUACUGUUACUGCUACACCCGCCAGAGGAAGGUAUUAGACUAAAUACCAAAGCACCCAACACUGGAUUAAAUAAACACUAUGACAAGCACUGAGAAGGCGAUUCAAUACCCCAAAAUAAGAUUAUAAAUAGUAACAUAUAUAUUCUUGGAUUUGAAUGCCACCAACCCCACU